Myxocyprinus asiaticus (Chinese sucker) is the source of this 663-nucleotide messenger RNA. RefSeq names its product galanin peptides-like. The coding region runs from base 103 to 459 and encodes 118 amino acids. Gene Ontology annotation, cellular component: extracellular region. Lineage: Eukaryota; Metazoa; Chordata; Actinopteri; Cypriniformes; Catostomidae. The record is from RefSeq and is a predicted model, not a curated record. Gene Ontology annotation, molecular function: hormone activity. The transcript is spliced from 6 exons.
CGUCCGAUUCAAGAGUACCGUCAGAGGACCAGGAGCUACAAGAAGAAGGAAUACUGUAAUAUUUUUGUUUUUUAUUCCCCAAAGAAACAGCUGAUACUCAGGAUGCACAGGUAUAUUGGCGGAGUUUGCGUCUCUCUUAUUUUUUGCGCGUUUGUCACGGAGAGACUCGGAAUGAUCGUUGCGGCAAAAGAGAAGAGAGGAUGGACCCUUCACAGUGCUGGGUAUCUCCUUGGUCCUCAUGCCAUAGAUAACCACAGAAGCCUUAGCGACAAGCAUGGACUGGCAGGGAAGAGAGAAAUGCCCAUGGAGGAGGAUUUCAAGACAGGAGCUCUGAGAAUAUCAGAUGAAGAUGUCAUCCAUACCAUCAUAGACUUUCUUUCUUAUCUUAAAUUAAAAGAAAUUGGGGAUCUUGACAGUCUGCCUUCCUCCCUCACGUCAGAGGAAAUCAGUCAACCGUAAUUCUGACCAAUUUCAGCAUUUACACACCUUGACUUCCACUGAACCUGACUGAACUCUCUCCCUGAGGUUGUCUCAUGUUGUAUGUGUUCUCCAUUGCACUGUUCUUGACAUGUUAAACUGUCAAUAUUACCCUGUAACUAUAAUCUAUAAGAAUAACUUGACGUCUGAUGUAGAGAUGGAUUAAAAAAUAAAUAAAAUUCAUAA